This is a messenger RNA of Cutaneotrichosporon oleaginosum, 1379 nucleotides long. RefSeq lists its product as uncharacterized. Gene Ontology annotation, molecular function: protein methylesterase activity. NCBI's taxonomy places the organism in Eukaryota, Fungi, Basidiomycota, Tremellomycetes, Trichosporonales, Trichosporonaceae. The record is from RefSeq and is a predicted model, not a curated record. Gene Ontology annotation, biological process: protein demethylation.
UCACCAUGUCGGACGAGUUUAGGCGCUCAAUACUCAACAGGCUCCCGCCUAUGGCGCCGACGCGCGCGCCGUGGGCCGAGAAGACGGACGAUGACGAGGAGGAGGAGCUGGACGGCGUCGGCGAGCUGGCUUCUGCUCCGAAGAAGAUGCUCGAGCCACUAAGCGCCUCGCAAUUCUUUACGCAAGCGCUCGAGGUAUCCCCGCCCUCCCGCGACACCGUCUACCGCGCAUACCUGUCCCCACCGACCGCGCCGCCCGCCGCGAACCAGCGCAACAAGCAGGGAAGCUACCUCAUCUGCCACCACGGCGCCGGUGCGAGUGGCCUGAGCUUCGCCGCGCUCGCUAAGGAGGUCACGGCGCGGAGCGGCGGCGAGCUCGGCGUGUUCAGCUACGAUGCGCGCGGCCACGGCAAGUCCCGGACGGAGGGGGACGAGCGAGAUCUCAGCUUGUCUACACUCGUGGAUGACUUCAUCGCUGUGAUUGAGCAGAUGUGGAGCGAUCCGAAGACGGCGCCGGCGCUUGUUCUCCUCGGCCAUUCGAUGGGCGCCGCGCCGAUCGUGCAUGCCGCCCCGAUGCUGCAGGAUAAAGGGUAUACUGUUGCCGGCGUCGGCGUGCUUGACGUCGUAGAGGGCACGGCGCUCGAGUCGCUUCCGCUCAUGAAGUCGAUUCUGGGGAAGCGACCCACGUCCUUCGAAUCGGUUCCAGAGGCGAUCGGGUGGCAUGUGUCGUCGGGGACGAUCCGGAACGAGACAAGUGCGCGCGUUAGUGUGCCCAGCUACAUCCUGCCCUCAGGAUCGGGGGACAAGCAGGUGUGGCGCACUGACCUCCUCGCGACGGAGCCGUUCUGGGAGCAAUGGUACACGGGCCUGAGCCAGAAGUUCCUCGCUGUGCGGUGUGCUCGCUUCCUCUGCCUCGCAGGGCAAGACCGCCUGGACCGCGACCUUAUGGUCGGGCAGAUGCAGGGCAAGUUCCAGCAAGAGGUCAUGCAGGAUGUGGGGCAUUACUUGCACGAGGACGACCCGGCCACGCUGGCGACGACGCUCGUGACAUUCUGGAGGCGGAACACGCAGGUGAUGGUGCUCCCGCCGAAGAUUGGCGGAGGUCGCCAGGAGGUCAAGCAUGUUGGGCAGCAAUAGUUGCAGCACUAGAUGAUGGGAUAUGUGGUGGACCCAUGGGGCCGCGUAACGCCGGCUGCUUGGGAAGCGUUGGAAGCGUUCGGAAGGUACGAGCGGUGGAGAACAAGGGGAGGAACGGUGGGCGUUGAGCGGCACGAGCGGGUGGGUCGGCAUAAGCGGUGACUCGCUUUGUUUACAGCCUGUCCACCUUGGCCACCUUGCGAAAAUUAGCUCCAGAUUAGUAGGACUGUACAGCAUGCACAG